CAGUACACGUCUUGCAGGAGGAGCUCAGUAUCAUCGGCGAUAUGCGUAUGUCUGUAAUAUCUCUCCUUUGCCUUGCGGCUGUGUUAGUCGUAUGCCAGGCCAAGGAUUAUAGGACUUUCCUGAGAGGUUUACAAGGAGAGCUUAGACAUGAACUAGCUAAGGAGGAAAUCACAGAAUUCACCAAACUUGCUGAACUGACAGAAGACUUGCAUGGAAAUAAGUCAUGCAACUGUGGACGCACUUCCUGUUCCUGUUGUGUUGAUAUUCGUCUUCGUGUGCUGCCGCCAUUGCAUGUUUGUGGAAAUGCAUCCUUUGACAGAAAUAUAGCUGUUGAUAUUGCGAUCAUUGUUAACGGAGAGCCUGUUUGGACCACCAAAAUAACAAGUCCGAAACCUCCUCGGGUCUGUAAGAAAAUCAAGAAUUUUGAGGUUUGCCUGUUCUUUGACCACGUUUCUAUCGAUCUGAAUGCCAAAACUUUCUUUGGAUGUGUAAAUUUUAAAUUUUCGAUUGGACCAGCGGUUAAACUUGGUUGUUUUCAACUGCCUCCGAAGUCACAACACCAUUCAAACCGAAACCAAAAACCCGGGCUUUAGAACAUCCCUCUGAUACACUCCAUACUGAGUUUCAAUGAAUUGUUCAUCUGACAAACAAUGCAUAAUGUUAUUCAUCUUUGAAAACAUCAGUUUGAAACCUUCCUUACAAAAUGAAAUAAAAUGGAUCAUUAUAUAAUUUUGUUGACCAAUAUUUUGUUGGACGUGUUAAAUUAUACUUUAAUUACCGAAUUUAAAAAGUUUAUUAGAAGAGAAACGCAGCACCUUUAUGUAAAGUAUUCAUGCACCUGUGAAAUUCCUCGAUUUUACUUCCUCCAAAAUCACCAAAUGAUAAUUUUCUGGUGAUCAAAAAUAAAAAUCCAGGGAAAACCAGGAAUGUAUUUGGUUACGCAUGUGUACAUGACUGAGCAGAAGGAUUACUAAUUAAUACAUUAGCCUACUUUUUUACGUUUGCUUGUGAUGUGACGCGAUGUCCAAGCCUUCCACUCUAGAGACUUAAGUGUUGAUCUGCAGGACCAGGAAAGUUUCCAUCGGAUACUCCAGUUUCCUCUCACGGUAAACGCCUUCAUAUGCUCCCAUCCUCUCGCAUCUAUCCACGCCAACAACUGAUUCAAUUUCAAGUAAUGGAGUAAGCCAACGAGAUUUUAGCCCGAGAAUGAAGUUAAUUCCCCAACAGUGUAAUUAUGAUAGACUGAACAAUAAACUGUGUAUAUUGUCAUACUAUACCAAAAGCAUCUUCAUCUAACAGUUUGAAGUUCUAUUAUUUUGUUUUGAAUUUGAAAUGAAUAAAUACUGUAUUGCAUCACAAAGACUUUU
Messenger RNA from Pecten maximus, 1367 nucleotides. RefSeq lists its product as uncharacterized. The coding region runs from base 42 to 593 and encodes 183 amino acids. The record is from RefSeq and is a predicted model, not a curated record. The transcript is spliced from 4 exons. Lineage: Eukaryota; Metazoa; Mollusca; Bivalvia; Pectinida; Pectinidae.